UUAUUUGAAUUAAUAAUGAAAAAAAUACAACAACAGAAUCAUUAUCAUUUAGAAGAUGCUGUUAAAAUAGAUCUAUUAGAUAUUGCAAUGAAAUGUAUUCUACAAGAAUCACAACCAACUUUAACAGUUUGGAAAGAAAUAUAUACGAAAAAUAUUACAGCCACUGCUAGUUUAUUAGCACUUAUCAAAAGUAAAUGGUACAAAGUUCAUGUUACAAUCGAUAAGAAACAAUUGUUAAAUUUAUUGUAUGGAUUUAAUAAUGACAAUAAAUUAUUAAUUCAAAAUAAGAAAAACGAAGAUUCAAUACAUGAAGUUGAACGAUUAAGUAAAAUAUUAAUAGACAAGAUGACAGUGCCAAAAACAUUCCCAUGGAAGAGAUUUAUUUUUUUCUUAGUAAUAUCAGCAGCAGUUGCAUUUGUAGUUUAUGAUUCGAAUGAACAUGGAGGUUUUGCUAAGAGUGAUACAAAGAAAUUCCUAAAAGAGUCAGGAAUAUGGAGUCAUGGACAAACAGCAUUAAAACAAACAAUCAUAUUUAGUAGGAAAGCUGUAAAAUGGUCACAAGAAAAUGGACAUGUUUAUUAUGGACAUGCAAAAGACUUUUUAUUACCAUAUGUGGAGCUGAUGCAUAAUCUUUUUAUUGUUGCAAAGAAUGCUUAUUUUGAACUUUUGGAAAUUAUCAUGUUAAGAGUUCCAGUUGUUGUUGCUAUUAUUGAAUCAUAUGCACCAGGACUAGUUGAUAAAGUAGUCGAAGUGUCGCAUUAUAUUGGUAACUUAAUUGUAGAAUAUUUUGGAAUUGUUCGAGAGUAUCUUGUUACAAAAGUAUUUGUAGGCCAACUUUCACCUGAUAAUCUACAAAAAGCAACAUUAGAAGCAUUGAAUACAACUCAACAGUAUGCAACCCGUUAUUAUGAUUGGUUCUAUGAAAUGAUCAGUAAUGUUGAUUGAACAUUGAACAUAAAUCAAUAAAAUAAAAGACAAUAUAUAAAAUAUUAAAGUUUAAAUUGUGUUACUACGUUACAACGGAUGAUGGAUGUGUGAUUGAUGUAUUGAAGAGACCUGCUGCCGAACCUGCUGGUUUUUUUAUCAACUUUAUUGUGAAAUGAAAAAAUAAAUGAGUUUGUUUUUAGUUGUGAUAG
Molecule: messenger RNA, 1136 nt
Organism: Chrysoperla carnea
Lineage: Eukaryota; Metazoa; Arthropoda; Insecta; Neuroptera; Chrysopidae
Gene: Tmem214
Product: transmembrane protein 214-A
Exons: 5
Coding region: 16-945 (309 amino acids)
Cellular component (GO): endoplasmic reticulum; Golgi apparatus
Source: RefSeq, a predicted model, not a curated record